CCUGGGGUCCCAAUUCUUCUCCUCGUUACCUCGUCGUCCUCGAUUGACUUUCCUGACGGCCGUGGCUUGGAGGCUGAUCGUGUUCCGUCCUCCUUUCUGCUCGCUGCCUCACUCUUCCAUGACUGACAUUUGCUGAUCCGACCCUCUGAUUUAGCUUUUAUCACUUCUUAUCUAAGUAAGAGCUCGUGCUUAUCAUGGGUGACUACGGGCAAAGUGUGUCGUCACUCACGGCACAAGCACCGGGCAACAAUCCGCCUUCCUCGAUCACGGACUCGGAUGAGAUCUCGGUCCUGGUGACGGGAUUCGGGCCUUUCAAAACCAACCUAGUCAACGCCUCAUACCUGAUCGCCUCAUCCCUACCCUCCUCUUUUACCUUCUCCCCUACACCAUCCAAAGACUCCGACGCCUCCCCUCGUCGCGUCUCAAUCCACGUUCAUCCCUCCCCGAUACCCGUCGCCUAUUCAACGGUCAGCACGACCAUCCCCACCAUCCUAGACGACUAUGUCAAGACGCACGGCCGACGUCCCGACAUCAUCCUCCACCUGGGCAUCGCCGGAAUGAGGAAAUUCUACUCCGUGGAGACGAAAGCCCAUCGCGACGGAUAUAUCAUGUCCGACAUCAAAGGCAGAGCCGGCUACGAGGAUGGCGAGAAACACUGGAGGGAGCUCGACUUGCCCCUGAUGCUGAAGGCUGGGCCAGCGACUGAAUCCGAGAUUUCGUCUUCGGAAAAGGGGCGUUUGAAUCCUCGCGUACCGGAUGACACCUUCUUGGCCGCGUGGAAGGCAUUCUGUCCGCCGGAAACGGACGCCCGGAUUUCCACCGAUGCGGGGCGGUAUCUCUGCGAAUUCAUCUUCUACACGAGCCUAGCACUAGCUUACCAGGGUGGCCAUAACCGUAAUGUCAGCUUCUUUCAUGUCCCUGCGUCGUGUUUGGACGAGGAUAUCGAGACCGGCAAGGAGAUUGCCAUUGCAUUGAUCAAGGCUCUGGUGACAAGCUGGAGUGACGAGCAGGUUCCGAGUGAUGCUAGCUCUACUUAACAUGUGAGCAUUGGUAUAUUGCAUGCUCUAAAGUACUUUUCGAUUUCUUCUAUUCUCUCCGACCUGGUUUCGGAGGCUUCGUUGAUAUUUUUGGUUCAUAUAUUAUGCAUGCAUCGUUUGAAUUGUUGUCGGCGUCUGUUGAGGGUCGAAACCCACCUGCAUCACCACUUGGCGCCGCUUGUGCAUCUUGGGGCAUAUGAAAUAAUCAGGUACUUAAUAAUUUCCGCAACCGAUCAUUUAGCUACGAGUCAGAAUCUGGUAGUCUGCUCUCUAGUGUUGUUUUUGAUUGUGCUUUACUAGUUGCAACUAGCAGAGCCAUUCUUCUGGAUGACGCCAUGUGGUGCUUACUCGUUCAAUGAAUGUAAGGCAAAAGGUUCCUGGAUGACAUGAUGAUCCAGGCACUUGUCUUUCGGUGACUGAGAACCGGUCGAGGGAAUAGCAAUGAAGAACUAAGGAUGAGAACCAGUAAAGAU
Molecule: messenger RNA, 1510 nt
Organism: Aspergillus ibericus CBS 121593
Lineage: Eukaryota; Fungi; Ascomycota; Eurotiomycetes; Eurotiales; Aspergillaceae
Product: putative pyroglutamyl peptidase type I
Exons: 2
Coding region: 195-1037 (280 amino acids)
Biological process (GO): proteolysis
Source: RefSeq, a predicted model, not a curated record